Kogia breviceps (pygmy sperm whale) is the source of this 3176-nucleotide messenger RNA. It is a transcript of the gene USP46, whose product is annotated as ubiquitin specific peptidase 46. The record is from RefSeq and is a predicted model, not a curated record. Gene Ontology annotation, biological process: protein deubiquitination. Gene Ontology annotation, cellular component: nucleus; cytosol. Lineage: Eukaryota; Metazoa; Chordata; Mammalia; Artiodactyla; Physeteridae. Gene Ontology annotation, molecular function: cysteine-type deubiquitinase activity.
CCGCGAGCGCUUCACCAUGGCCGGUCCUGUUUUCACCUUAUAAAGAUGGCGGUGCGGGAUCGCUGUAACCUUUAGACUAAUGACUGUCCGAAACAUCGCCUCCAUCUGUAAUAUGGGCACCAAUGCCUCUGCUCUGGAAAAAGACAUUGGUCCAGAGCAGUUUCCAAUCAAUGAACACUACUUCGGAUUGGUCAAUUUCGGAAACACAUGCUACUGUAACUCCGUGCUUCAGGCCUUGUACUUCUGCCGGCCCUUCCGGGAGAAUGUGCUGGCGUACAAGGCCCAGCAAAAAAAGAAGGAAAACUUGUUGACGUGUCUGGCAGACCUUUUCCACAGCAUUGCCACGCAGAAGAAGAAGGUUGGCGUGAUCCCACCAAAGAAGUUCAUUUCGAGGCUGAGAAAAGAAAAUGAUCUCUUUGAUAACUACAUGCAGCAGGAUGCUCACGAAUUUUUAAAUUAUUUGCUAAACACUAUUGCGGACAUCCUGCAGGAAGAGAAGAAACAGGAGAAACAAAAUGGAAAAUUAAAAAAUGGCAACAUGAACGAACCUGCGGAGAAUAAUAAACCAGAACUCACCUGGGUCCAUGAGAUUUUUCAGGGAACGCUCACCAAUGAAACUCGAUGCUUGAACUGUGAAACUGUUAGUAGCAAAGAUGAAGAUUUUCUUGACCUUUCUGUUGAUGUGGAGCAGAACACAUCUAUCACCCACUGUCUAAGAGACUUCAGCAACACAGAAACACUGUGUAGUGAACAGAAGUAUUAUUGUGAAACGUGUUGCAGCAAACAGGAAGCCCAGAAAAGGAUGAGAGUCAAAAAGCUGCCCAUGAUUUUGGCCCUGCACCUCAAGCGAUUCAAGUACAUGGAGCAGCUGCACAGGUACACCAAGCUGUCUUACCGGGUGGUCUUCCCCCUGGAACUGCGGCUCUUCAACACCUCCAGCGACGCGGUGAACCUGGACCGCAUGUACGACCUGGUUGCAGUGGUGGUCCACUGCGGCAGUGGUCCUAAUCGUGGGCAUUAUAUUACUAUUGUGAAAAGUCAUGGCUUCUGGCUUUUGUUUGAUGAUGACAUUGUAGAGAAAAUAGAUGCCCAAGCUAUUGAAGAAUUCUAUGGCCUGACAUCAGAUAUAUCAAAAAAUUCAGAAUCUGGAUAUAUUUUAUUCUAUCAGUCAAGAGAAUAACUUAAAGGACUGUGGGACUAAUUCGAGUGGGGAAAUGUUCAAAGCACUCUUACCUGGUUUCUCUGCAGACGUCCCUUUUCCCCAGCGGCCCACCAGCGGCGUGGCUCUGAGUUCAGGGGUCUGGCUGUGUGACUCUCCCCCUUCGUUUUUCUACAUGCAGCACUACUUGUGGUUUUAUGUUAGUCUGAGGUAGAGUUAACUGCAAUCAGAUUGUAGUGAGUUUUAGAUGAAUAACAUUUGCUAAUUUUAGGAUCAGGUACAUGCCAUGCCACUGGCUGUGUCUGGCUGAAUUAGAAUGACAUUUCCUAUGAACGUCGACAGUCUUUUGGGGGUCUUUGCUCAUCUUCCUAAAUGGCUUCUGGGGUCUCCUUUCAAUGCAUUCCUUUAACUUGUCCCUGGAAACACUGCUUCCCGUUUUUAGCUUCUCUGCCUCUUUUCUGACGGAAGGACAGAAGAAUGGGGUAGAUGCUCACCUUUUAGAGCUGCAACUAUAGCUUUAAGUUUUGCCAGUGAAAAUGUUCAAAAGUGAGUAACCUCGAAACUGAAUUCAUCCUCCGGGUGGAACAGGGUGAACAGGAGCCGUUCACGGUUGCUAGAGGCUGCCCCGGGCUGAGCUCACCCAGCCAUGAGAAUUCCAGAGGCUGAGGAGGUGUGGAGCUCAGGGCAGGCAAAGCCAAGAGGAGGUAGCUUUUGUGCACAGUGGAAAGUUGCUUUUCUUAUCUUUCUACCAAAACCAAGUUUCAGGAAAAUAGCUCUAUGCUGUUUGUUUUUAGUGAUGCUUUUCUUCUGUCCUGUGAGUUGUAUCUCCUUUAUCCGGCGCCGCUAAGCUUCCCAAGGUACCUUUCUGAUCCUACUGGUGUUUCACAGUCAGUGGUGGCAGGGCUGAGACACCACAGGGACUGCCUUCCGCCCGGCUCUCCUUAGCUAGGCAGCACCAACACCGUCCUUUCCCAGGAAGAACGAAGGCUCUGCACCUUUCCUCCCAUCAGCCGCAUUGUACAGCUGUUCACGUUUUAGCAUUUCAGUCUGUGUAUUGAGGCCCUGGCAAGUCCCAGGGCUAACAUGGAACCUUCCUUACAGGAGAUACUGGAGUUAGCUGGGGAUGCAGGUGGGUCAAAGGAAGUGUCAGUGGGCAGGUGGAGGGAUGAACAAAACGGUGGCGUUUCUUUGGCUCAGACUCCCAGGAUGCUUGACAAACGGAGUUUUUUGGAAGAACCUCAUCUCACCGUAGUUACUUAUUGUUACAUAUGUAUUUAUUAAAUCUUUUGAGUAUUGGCACCUUUUAUUAAAAGGGUCGAUACAGUGUUUUGCUGUUGAGCUGGUUUUUGGUUUCCUACAAAUGUUAUGAGUUGUAGAUCUUGGCUUCCUUUGGGAAGACAGUUGACUUCCAUACGCUAUAAUAUACUGUGAACCUGUUAUUUUGUUACCUAAUAAAUCCGCGAAGGAACAUGCAGACUUGUGGCAUAAUGUGAACUAAAAUUGAAAUUGAAAAUGUUACUGGCCAUUUUGCAGCAAUUAAGAGCAUAGCACUUUAUCUAGAUGAAAACUGGAUUUCUUAUCUUUGAAGUAUCUUGAACUGUUUGUUGCUCACAACUUACAUAAGCAUGCCAACACUUCAUCUGUUCAUGCUUGAAGUGAAAUGUUUUACCUUUCACUGGAGAAGACAAAAACAGGGUGAUCUCCACGUUAUUGUUUUAUAAAAGUAAUAAAAAUAUACCUUGCCUUGUUUAGAGGUGAAUUCAUAUUUAUAAAUAUUUUGUCUUUUUUUCCUCCACAAAACUUAUGCAGUAAUGGUGUACCUGGAAGGUGUGUUUUCAUUCUUUUUUAAGGAGAGACACUUUCCAGUUGAAGGUGACAGAUACAGGGAGCUGUCUGUACUAUAUACAUAAACCAUAUAUUUGACUGCAGGUUGCAAAGUUUAAAAAAACGCUGAUUGAUCCCUAAUAUAUUUGGAACUGAUACAUGAGAAAAACUAUUAAAAUUAUCUUUGAAAUGA